Molecule: messenger RNA, 840 nt
Organism: Thermothielavioides terrestris NRRL 8126
Lineage: Eukaryota; Fungi; Ascomycota; Sordariomycetes; Sordariales; Chaetomiaceae
Exons: 4
Coding region: 1-840 (279 amino acids)
Biological process (GO): glutathione catabolic process
Cellular component (GO): cytoplasm
Molecular function (GO): glutathione specific gamma-glutamylcyclotransferase activity; gamma-glutamylcyclotransferase activity
Source: RefSeq, a predicted model, not a curated record
AUGUCUGUCGAAGACCCUUCCGCUCAGACUGGGGAGUUCUGGCUGUUUGGAUACGGGAGCUUGAUUUGGAAACCACCGCCGCAUUUUGACAGGAGAAUUCCAGGCUGGGUGACCGGCUAUGUCCGGAGGUUCUGGCAAGUAGCUGACCUUCCUCCCCCGCCCCCCAACAGCCAAGACCACCGCGGCACUCCCGAGGCCCCAGGCCGCGUCGUCACGCUGAUCUCGCGCUCCUACUGGGAGCAGCUGACCGACCACCACGACGCGGCGCCCGAGAAGGUCUGGGGCGUAGCCUACCGCAUCACGCCGGACCGCGUGGCCGAAGUCAAGCAGUACCUCGACAUCCGCGAGAUCAACGGGUACACGAUCCACUACACGCCCUUCUUCCCGGCGCCCGGCGUCGACCCGGAACUCGUGCCGCAGCACGGGCCCUUCCAGACGCUGGUGUACAUCGGCACGCCCGACAACGAUCAGUUCGUCGGGCCGCAGGACCCGCAGCAGCUGGCCGAGCACAUCUACCGCAGCGAAGGCCCCAGCGGCCUGAACCGGGACUACCUGUGGGCACUGGAGCAGGCCCUGGACGAGCUGAGCCCCGAGAGCGGGGACGCGCACGUCACGGACCUGUCGAACCGGGUUCGGGCGAUCGCGGCGCGGGAAGAGGAAAAAGAGAAGAAGAAAAGAAGAAGCACCGGGCCUGACGCCGAGAUCAUGAGUCCGCCCCUUCCUGUCCGCGUCGGCCCGGAACAGGUGCUGCAGCGGGAGCAACAGCAUCAUGAGCAGCAUCACGACUUCGGGAGGGCCAGCAGCGUAGAUGAGCAAGAAGAGACAGAGAAGACUUCGUGA